AUGACUUCAACAAUGACAGCUUUACUUAAUGAUUUUGAGCAGCGAUAUUCUAUUAAUACUGCAGAAAUUACUGCAAAAAUUGGACAACUUCAGCAAUUGCCUCCUUCAGAAGUCCCUUCUGCUUCUAAUGAGAUUAAAAAGCUUUUAAUGGAUGUUGAGGAUCUUCUUGAACAAAUGGAAUUGAGUGUUCGUGAAAUUGAGCCUAGCAAGUUUGUAUUUAGUCUAUUUCUAAAAAGUUUUAAUUGUGUUGAUGUUUGGCUAAGUUGGGAGUGCCCAGACCGUUCUAAAUACGAUUUGCGUGUUAAAAGCUAUAAAAGUGACAAGAAACAGUUGGAAGCAGAGCUUCGAAAAGCUGUGGACCGUAUUCGUAAUGUUGCUGAUAGAGACGAACUUUUGGCUUUUAAUGAUGCUUCUGUAAAUGUUGAUCAGCAAGACAAAUUAAUUGAAAAUACGGAACGUUUGGAUGCUGGAGCGAGAAAGUUGCAAAACUGCGAGAGAAUUACUAUUGAAACUGAGCAGAUUGGAGAACAAGUUUUGGGCAAUUUAAGCCUUCAAAGAGAGACUUUGACACGUAAUCGUGACCGUAUGAGAGAAGCUAAUUCUGAUUUGGGACGAAGUAAUCGAAUUGUUUCGCAAAUGAUACGAAGAGUUAUCCAAAACCGUUUGGUGCUUUUGGUUGUUUUUGUUGUUUUAAUGUUCUCUUUGCUUUACUUGGUUUAUAAAGCUAUUUGA
Molecule: messenger RNA, 732 nt
Organism: Meloidogyne enterolobii
Lineage: Eukaryota; Metazoa; Nematoda; Chromadorea; Rhabditida; Meloidogynidae
Source: the annotation of a GenBank genome assembly